Exserohilum turcica Et28A is the source of this 1266-nucleotide messenger RNA. RefSeq lists its product as uncharacterized. Bases 1 to 1266 code for a protein of 421 amino acids. NCBI's taxonomy places the organism in Eukaryota, Fungi, Ascomycota, Dothideomycetes, Pleosporales, Pleosporaceae. The transcript has 2 exons. The record is from RefSeq and is a predicted model, not a curated record.
AUGACAUUCGUGUUUGGAAAUCAUAUCAAGAAGGAGAAGAAGAAGAACAGAAAGAUCCCAAGGCUAUUUUCGCCUUACACUCAAGCUCCUGCCGAACUCCACAUCGGCGAAGAACGCACGGUUUACUACGUCCCAAGUCACUUUCUGCCUCAUGGGUCUCUAAUAUCCACUGGAGAAGGCCCGAUAUUGCUUACUGAUGUCGACGUGAGGACUGGGCAUACGCUCGUUCAUUACCUGUACACCAAUCAAUACGAAACGCCCAACACGUCAGAUGAGCUUGAACACGCCCUGCAAGUUUACAUCGUGGCUAGAAACUACAGCAUUUCCAACCUUGCGGAACUUGCAAUGCACCAUGUGAAAUGUCUCUGCGACAAAAUGGACAUUCUCCAGAUCAUGCGAUCGAUCGAACCGAUCUUUACUAAACUCCGCUCGGAAGGCUCAUCCGACAGCCCGGUCCAUGACAUCUUGGUCAGGAAAAUAAUCGCUACGUUUGACACAGACGUUGCUGCAUUCGAGUCUGAUGAGUUUCGCGCUCACCUAGACAAAGCUGGACUCAUGGGAUUUUUGCUGAAGAUCAUGAUGCAGUUGCAGAUUGCUGUGCUAAAGGGGAUAAGAAAGGAGGACGAGGAGUUGGAAGAGUACAUAAAGAGAUUCCAAGUUUUCACGAGUACCCAUAACGGAUACAAUACAGCUAUUUCGUGCGAAGAAAAUCUCACUGCGCAGAAGCACCACGAGCAAGGUGUACUCGAGUCAGCGAUCACGUCCGCUGAAGCCUUUCCCCCGCCUGAGGAAGCACAGCCUGGUGCGGUCUGCCUCCAGCAUGAAGUCCCGCCUAAAGUAGAACAGCAUGAUCAGGAAUUUCCGAAGAGGGCCGAACUUGAUGUUAAACUCGACAAUGUCCAUCCAGCAGAUUCCUACUUGGAUAUAGCAGCAGAGGCUGUCGCGGUGAAGGAAGUGGUUCAAGAGGAUCCCUGGGCGUCUUGGGGACUAGGGACCGAGAAAAAGAAAAAGAAGAAGAAAACUAAGAAAGGGGGUGUACCAGUACCAAUUGAGGAGACGAAAAGUCCUGAGGCCGAACGUAGACUUUCACAGUCUGAAGCUGUUAAUGUCAUAUGUGCGCCUGACCUGGUUCUUCAAGAAAUUUGUCCUAAUCAGGCGUGGCACCUAUAUGGAGGAGACAAAGGUUGGAAGUCGUGUAAACAAUGCGGAGAACUUGUAGCGAGAGCUGUUCAGCAAGCUGCGGAGUCUGAACUGGCGUUAUCUUAA